Molecule: messenger RNA, 1662 nt
Organism: Frankliniella occidentalis (western flower thrips)
Lineage: Eukaryota; Metazoa; Arthropoda; Insecta; Thysanoptera; Thripidae
Exons: 5
Coding region: 1-1662 (553 amino acids)
Molecular function (GO): protein dimerization activity
Source: RefSeq, a predicted model, not a curated record
AUGACCGCCAUCUGCCAGAGGGUUCUGGAACAUGUUAUUCAAAUAGAUUACCACCAAGACAAGAACUGUCACGUCAACUGCAGCUUGUGCUACACUCCGUUCAUCGUUCCCUGUUUCUCAAGCGGGCUGCAGGCGCUGCGCAACGUGGGUGUGUUGCCCGAAGAGUACUUCGCGUGCGAGAAAGACCCUUGGUGCAAGAAAGUUUCCCGCUAUCACUACGGCGAGUCCGUGUUUCAGCUGGGUGAGGUCCGUGAUGUGGACGCGGGCGUCGUCACGUCUUUGGGUCGGGUCGACCUUCUGAUCGGCGGGAGGAAGACAUUUGCCGGGCCACUUUUGGAUAAAGAGUAUGAACGUGUAAUGGAGUCAGUGAAAAGUGACAUUUCCAAGGCAAAAGCAUUAACAAUUGAAACUGAUGGAUGGACUAAUACUAGAACUGAGGGUAUUGUAAAUUUUUUUGGGGCAGGGAGAGUAUUACUUCUAGUCACAGACAAUGCAUCUGCUAUGAAAAGAGCCUGGAGGUUGGAUAUAACUAAGCUGCCUGUAUUUAGAGAUCUCAUUAGCUCGGCCAAAGAUGUUGUUAAAAUUAGGAAACACAGACAACUAAAUGCAAUUUUUAAAUCUAAGCAAAAACUAAAUUACGGUGAAAGUGCUAGUGCUCUAGUGUUACCCUCCCCCACCAGGUUUGGUGGAUCAUAUUUAAUGUUAGUUUCUCUGCAAAAAAACAAGGUUGCCCUAGGAGAAACAGUUCUCACCGAUGCUACAGAGGUACCGGCUGCAGUGAAGACAACUGUCUUGGAUGAUGCAUUUUGGGAAAAGAUGUCAUUCUUUCUACGUUUCAUGAAACCAGUGGUAGAAGGUACUCAUUUGAUAGAGGCCGACGAUGCAAAACUCUCUCACAUGGUGAAAAUAUGUAUGAAGAUAAAAGAUUUAGCAAAUGAAGCAUUGAAUGAGGAUUCUGUUAUUCCUCUUGGUGCAGUGCAAAGGAUUAAAUCAGCUGUAAUUCACAGAAUAACCAAAUUUUGCAUAUUUGACAUUCACUUAGCUACCUAUUUAAUUGAUCCAGUGUUUGCUGGUGAAGGCUUGUCAGAUACAGAAUGCCAACGUGCCAUAGAGGUGAUUGAAGCCAUUGCUGCUCAUCUGAAAGAAAAUACAGAAAAAGUUGUAGAAAAUCUGGCUCAAUUUACAACAAAAACAAACUUUUAUGAUAAUGAAAAAAUGUGGAAACGUGCACUUACCUUAAAUUCAAUUACAUGGUGGGACUUCUACUGCAAAAACCAGCCAUUGCACCCUAUUGCUGUCCGCUUGUUGAGUUUGCUUCCGUCAGCUUGCCCAUGUGAGCGAAUUUGGUCCGAAUAUGGAUAUGUUCAUAACAAAGUAAGAAACAGACUCAACAACAAAAAAGUUGAGAAAGAGGUGGCCAUCAAGCACAAUCUAAACCUCUCCCAACAGUGCUCAGAGGCAGAAAAGAAGAAAAGGGCUGAACUUAGUGCUGAAAGAGAAAAAAUAUUGAAAGCAUACCCAAGUGUUUUCCUUUUUGAUGAAAGUGAUUCAGAAUUUAGUGAAGAUGAAAAUGACCCUAGGCCUCUAUGGACUUCAGACGAAGAAUUGGAAAAUACUUCAGAUGAAGAAAAUGAAGAGGACCUGGAAAAUAUUUCUGAUUAA